Adineta steineri is the source of this 1122-nucleotide messenger RNA. The record is from the annotation of a GenBank genome assembly. NCBI's taxonomy places the organism in Eukaryota, Metazoa, Rotifera, Eurotatoria, Adinetida, Adinetidae.
AUGUUAACUAUAAUAUUCUUCUAUUUUCUUGUAUCUCUAAUUUCUGCUAAAAGUAAUUUUGAAAUCUUAAUUACUGUCAAUGAAUCAACAUCAUAUAUUGAUGACAUAAAUGGUUUAUCUACUAAUCGAACAUUUAUUUAUUUACUAUAUACAUAUACUGAACCGUAUCAAUUAGUUAAAUUAAAUACAUCGACUAUGUUACCAAUAAGUCAAUGUAUUUUACCAUAUCAUUAUAAUGAUACUAUAGGCCGACAAUUAUUUUUUCUUUUACCAUAUACAGAUGAUUUAAUGUUUGUUGGUUUUAUUCAAAAUUUGUAUAAACCAGAAGGAUUUUCGUAUUUACAAGGAAUUGAUUUACAAUCAAUGACUGUUAAUGAAAAUAUUAAUCAAACAUUUCCUUUUCAAACAUUUACUAAAUUCGUAUGGUUUCAAUCAAUACCGGAGAAGAAGAAAAUUUUAGCGAAUUUUUGGCAAUGGGAUAUAACAACAAAUGAACUUACAAAACCUCGAAUCACCGGUGGUAAAUUACCAUCAAAUACUUCUUAUGAUACUUGGUUAUUGCCCAGUAUGUCUCCGGCUGAACCACCACAAUUAUUUUUCUUAUGUGAAAAAUAUAUUGUAUAUACAUUGAAUAUUAGUUCAUCGACUAAAUGGAAUAUAAAUAAACAACUUUCGAAAAUAUCAUUAGAUUUUCUAAUAAAAUCAAUAUCAUUUCAUUUGGAUACAAUUAAUUCAACAACAAUUGCUGUUAUUGAUGAAAAAACAAAUAUUUAUAUUUAUAAUUUAUAUAAUAAACAAUUAACUUUAACAUUUAAUUUACGUCAAUUAUUUCCUGAUUAUCCACGUAUGUCGGAACAAAUACCAAAUAAUUUACGUGCUAAUGAAGAAUUUAUCUAUAUAACAAGUUCCACAAAUGUUGAACCAUAUGAUCAACAAUAUCUAUUUCGUAUUGAUUUAAAUAAUAUACCAAAAAAUAUCGAUUUAAUUCAAAUUUCUGAUGAAAAUUUUGGUUUAACUCAAUUAAUUCCAUCGAAAGAUACUGUUUAUUCAUUUGAACGAUUAUAUGAAGCAGAAAAUUAUUUUAAUAUUUAUAAAAUUGGAACACCUUUAAACAAAAACUAA